Messenger RNA from Trichomonas vaginalis G3, 553 nucleotides. RefSeq names its product armadillo (ARM) repeat-containing protein family. NCBI's taxonomy places the organism in Eukaryota, Parabasalia, Trichomonadida, Trichomonadidae. The transcript has a single exon. The annotation marks the transcript as partial. The record is from RefSeq and is a predicted model, not a curated record.
AUGGAAUAUUCCGAAUUUAUAGGGAUAAUACAGGAAUCAUGCAGUGGUGUGACUGAAAAUGGAGAGGAUGCUUCAUCGAAAAUUAAGUUUUAUUUCACUAAAUCUGUUGAAAAUCAGUUUGAAGUUUUUAAUUUAUUUGUUCAAGCUAUAUCAGACCCAACACUAGAUGAAAUUAUCAAAGUUGCUACAUUAUCACUUCUUUACCAAGCAAUUCAUUCUUUAAGUCCAAAUGGUUUUUGGAGAUCAUCAAAUUUUCAACCAAUUAAAGAAGCUAUUCAAUCAUCAGUCAUAAACUCACUUUUUUCUGAAAGUGUUAUUAUCAGAAAUGAAUCAUCAAAGGUCAUUACAGCUAUUUUUGGAGUACAAAACGGAUCAUGGCCAUCAUGCCUUGAAUAUUUAGGGAACAAAAUAGAAAAUUCUUCCGAAAUUGACGAAAUCUCCGCUGUUGUUUACGCUUUUAACGAUCUAAUUAAUGAUAAUUUUAUAAAAGUUGUUGAAUCAUCGAAAAAUCUACAGCCUUUAUUCCAAGUAUUCGACAAAACACUUGCUGUGA